Drechmeria coniospora is the source of this 351-nucleotide messenger RNA. RefSeq lists its product as uncharacterized. NCBI's taxonomy places the organism in Eukaryota, Fungi, Ascomycota, Sordariomycetes, Hypocreales, Ophiocordycipitaceae. The record is from RefSeq and is a predicted model, not a curated record. The transcript is spliced from 2 exons. The coding region runs from base 1 to 351 and encodes 116 amino acids.
AUGGCUUCUUCCUACAACAGCAAGCUACGGAAUUACAGUCGAAAUUCCCUCCCAACCCCCCCCCUGGGCUACCGAAGCAGAGGAUCGGUCGGCACCUUCAACGGUGCCUCGGUCGGCACCUUCAACGGUGCCUCGGUCGGCACCUUCACCGGUGCCUCGGUCGGCACCUUCAACGGUGCCUCGGUCGGCACCUUCACCGGUGCCUCGGUCGGCACCUUUAACGGUGCCUCGGUCGGCACCUUUACCGGUGCCUCGGUCGGCACCUUCACCGGUGCCUCGGUCGGCACCUUCAACGGUGCCUCGGUCGGCACCUUCCACAGUGCCUCGGUCGGUACCCAGUUCGGUACCUAG